Molecule: messenger RNA, 2117 nt
Organism: Apodemus sylvaticus (European woodmouse)
Lineage: Eukaryota; Metazoa; Chordata; Mammalia; Rodentia; Muridae
Gene: Psat1
Product: phosphoserine aminotransferase 1
Exons: 9
Coding region: 91-1203 (370 amino acids)
Biological process (GO): L-serine biosynthetic process
Cellular component (GO): cytoplasm
Molecular function (GO): O-phospho-L-serine:2-oxoglutarate transaminase activity; pyridoxal phosphate binding
Source: RefSeq, a predicted model, not a curated record
GCUGAAGGCUGCCUUGCCUUUGCAUCCGGAGACGCGGGCAGUUCGCGUGGUCUCUGCUUCUGCCACUUUCCCCGCUAUCGCCUUAACACCAUGGACGCCGCCAAGCAAGUGGUUAACUUUGGGCCCGGGCCUGCCAAGCUGCCACACUCGGUAUUGUUAGAGAUACAGAAGCAGCUACUAGACUACAAAGGACUUGGCAUCAGCGUGCUUGAAAUGAGUCACAGGUCAUCAGAUUUCGCCAAGAUUAUUGGCAACACAGAGAAUCUUGUGAGGGAAUUGCUAGCCGUUCCCAACAACUACAAGGUGAUCUUUGUACAAGGAGGUGGGUGUGGCCAGUUCAGUGCUGUCCCCUUAAAUCUGAUUGGCCUGAAAACUGGAAGGCGCGCCGACUAUGUGGUGACAGGAGCUUGGUCAGCUAAGGCCGCAGAAGAAGCCAAGAAGUUUGGGACAGUGAACAUUGUCCACCCUAAACUUGCAAGUUACACGAAAAUUCCAGAUCCAAGCACCUGGAACCUCAACCCGGACGCCUCCUAUGUGUACUUCUGUGCAAACGAGACUGUGCAUGGGGUGGAGUUUGACUUCAUACCGGACGUCAAGGGAGCAGUGCUCGUCUGUGACAUGUCCUCUAACUUCCUAUCCAGGCCAGUGGACGUUUCCAAGUUUGGUGUGAUUUUUGCUGGUGCUCAGAAGAAUGUUGGCUCUGCUGGGGUGACGGUGGUGAUUGUCCGCGAUGACCUGCUGGGGUUCGCCCUCAGAGAGUGCCCAUCAGUUCUCGACUACAAAGUGCAGGCUGGAAACAACUCUUUGUAUAACACACCUCCGUGUUUCAGCAUCUACGUCAUGGGCAUGGUCCUGGAAUGGAUCAAGAACAAUGGCGGAGCAGCAGCCAUGGAGAAGCUCAGCUCCAUCAAAUCCCAAAUGAUUUAUGAGAUCAUCGAUAAUUCUCAAGGAUUUUAUGUAUGUCCCGUGGAGCGCCAAAAUAGAAGCAGGAUGAACGUUCCAUUUCGCAUCGGCAAUGCCAAGGGAGAUGAAGCUUUGGAAAAGCGAUUUCUCGAUAAGGCAGAGGAACUCAAUAUGAUCUCCUUGAAGGGGCACAGGUCAGUGGGAGGCAUCCGCGCCUCUCUGUACAAUGCUGUCACAACUGAAGAUGUUGAGAAGUUGGCCGCCUUCAUGAAGAAUUUUCUGGAGAUGCAUCAGCUGUGAGCGUCUGCCCGUGAGCGGCCUGCAGCGUUUCGAGUAACCUGGGACUGGCUACAGAAACCUAACAGACGUGGGUUUUUCCAAAUACAUGCUUAUUACAGAUUCCUUUGUUAAAGAAUAACAACUAAACAUCAUGGGGCACUACAGAGCCGAGGAAAUUGCCAGCCAAUGGCCACCUCCAUUCUUACGAGACCGGGAAGCCUUUCGAAAGCGUUCCUGUCACUUUUCUAACGAACUCAGCCUGUCGGUCAUCUCCGCCGCUCCCUUCUCUGGUGGACUGAAGGACUUGCCGGGACUUUUCCCUGCUGGUUCCAACUGGUUAUUAUUAGGAGUAUAUCACAAGGAGCCCGAGAGGCCCUCUGUGCUGAAUCGACAGCAGUGAGUUUGCUGGGUUCUGCAGCUGUUGGUUAAAGUCAACCUCUACUCAAGAGCAUUUUGGAUCUGCAUACUGCCAUUCCCAUAAAGAGAUAGGCGUGAUGUGCUGUGUUUAUGUAGUGGGUAUUUUUUUUUAAACACCAUAUGGUUUAUAUCUAUGCCUUUAUAUUUCUAACAAAACAGUUCUGUAGAGGCAUUUAGAGUUUGUUCAGCUCGUGACUUUGUGCGUGACUGUUGUCCGUUGUGGACACCUUCCACCUACUGCCUUUUCAAGCUGCUUCAUGAGAAGGAUCUAGACAUUCCGUGGUUCACUUUUCUCUCUUUGCCACAAGUAGAAGAAAUGGUUGAUUCUUUGCUUUUCAGUUAGGCCGUUAAACAAAACUCAGUUACACCCCCAGCCCCCAAGCUGAUCACAUGGCCGUUUUUAUAGUUUAACCUGGGCGACACUUUUCAUUCCAGAUCUUUGCUGAGGUCUUCUCUGGUUGUUCAUGUGUUAGUGUUUUCAAUUGACUGAAGAAUAUUAAAGUCCUAAGUCAUCUAAA